Racocetra persica is the source of this 1710-nucleotide messenger RNA. The record is from the annotation of a GenBank genome assembly. Lineage: Eukaryota; Fungi; Glomeromycota; Glomeromycetes; Diversisporales; Gigasporaceae.
AUGAUACUUUCGAAACGUUUUAUGGACAUUAUUUGGUUGCUUCCGGCAAUAACAUACUCUGCUUUGGUAAACUUUGUUAUACCAGGGUUGGGUGAUUUUUUAUUUUUAAGAAUUUCAACCGAGAUAAUUUAUGGACGGGUCCAUAAAUUAAAAGAAUUUAAACCUCUAAUACUGUUCGCCUUUUCAAUAAUAAUCAAUUUAAGCUUUCCAUUGCCGGAAAAAUCUGAUCAAAUAGUUCGUCAUAAUUUCAAUUUAUUAUUAUCUGAACUCGGACUUGAUUCCUCAAAAAUUACUUCAGAACGACAGCAAACUUCGGUUGAUCGAAUGAAAGAAGAAAAUCGUCAAUUACUAGCAAAUUUGGAAAAUGUAUUUAAGUCCGGUCCAUCAAAAAAAAUAUCAACAAUGCCUAUAUCAUAUAAUACACUUCAUAUAAAUCAUACGAAUCAUACAACAGGAAACAUAAGUAGCACCGAUAACGAUGAUAACGAUGACGAUAUAUUAACAAAUUCUAGAAAACGAACUUCUCGUAAAUCUCGACUUAAUAGUAAUAGAUGUAUUAAUCAUACAAGACAACGUAGUUCUGGAUAUUCUUCAAGUAGCAUUGCUGCUACAACAAAACAUUCUUAUUUAUUCUCUUCCACAUCUGCUAUGAAUAAUGGUGAUACCGAUAUUACGGGCUUUAGUUCUGGUGAUGAAGAUGAUCAACUUGUGGUUGAUGAAAAAGCUGAAGCUGGAAAUAAAGUUUAUUGGAUGCAUAAAAUCAUUGAAACUGUCGAAGAAUAUGACCCACGUCUGACAUAUACUUUAGAACGUAUUGGUUCUGGCGGAAAUGGUAAAUUAUAUAAAGCAACAGAUCACCUUACCAAUCGAAUCAUAGCAGUAAAAUCAAUCAAUCUUAUUGAUUCAAAACUACUUAAUGUUACUUAUGCUGAAGUCAUUUCCUGUCGAAUACUUAAACAUCCAAACAUUGUUACCAAUUACAAACAAUCUAUUAUGGAUAACUUUGAUCAAGUUCCCACUAACCCAUUUUUUGAUUCAUCCGCAUAUAAACACUCUUUAUUUACCGAAAAUUAUUACCCACUAGAUGAUAGUUGUCAUAAAGAAUUUAGUAAUCCUACUUUAUGUUUAUUUAUGGAAUACUGCGAAGCCGGAUCUUUGUGGGAGGUUCGAAAUAAAAGACCCCAAAAACGAUUUAAUGAGGUUGAGGUUGCAUUUGUAUUGCGUGAGGUGUUGAAAGGACUGGAAUUUAUGCAUGGUUUAGGAAUUAUACAUCGUGAUAUUAAAGCUCAAAAUAUUCUUGUAAGUAAUGAUGGUGGCGUUAAAAUAGCUGAUUUUGGUUCCGCUUCUUUACGGUGUCGCGCAAAUCUAAAACUUGGUACUUUAUAUUGGAUGGCUCCCGAAGUAUUAAAGGCCCAGAGUUACGAUUGUAAAGUGGAUAUUUGGUCUCUGGGUAUAUUAGCCAUAGAGUUAUUCGAAGGAAAACCUCCAUGGUAUCCAAUGGGACAACGAAGGGUUGUGGAACUUAUAAGAACGGUAGGAACGCCACCAUUACCAUCAGGAAUAUCUCCUGAUUUUGAAUCAAUUUUAAGAGAUUGCUUAAUAGUUGAAGCUGAAUGUCGACCUAGUGCAUGUGAACUUUUGAAGCAUUCGUUUAUAAAAUGUUGUGAGCAGAUUAAUAAGCUGUCUGUUGAAAACUGCGAAAAUUGCUGA